Nerophis lumbriciformis (worm pipefish) is the source of this 2723-nucleotide messenger RNA. RefSeq names its product COMM domain containing 5 (gene commd5). Gene Ontology annotation, cellular component: nucleus. The record is from RefSeq and is a predicted model, not a curated record. NCBI's taxonomy places the organism in Eukaryota, Metazoa, Chordata, Actinopteri, Syngnathiformes, Syngnathidae.
UGUUGUGUUUUGAUUAGGGGCUCAUAGCGUGCUGUAAGAACGAAGAGCUAGCUAAUAUUGUUAGCUUUCGGCUAAUGCUAAAUGCCAACGGGGCGGCGACAAAAGCCAUCAAAUGACACCGAAGUAAUUUGGCUAACACGCGAAUCAAUGUGAAGUCAUUAAAUACAACUUGGGACGAUUUGAAGGACACAAUGACGGAAAAUACCAACCUAUUGUCGUUCAAAGUCCGAGAUUUUGCGCAACCUUCAUUUGCAAAUCCUCGCCACCGACAAGUUGCGUUGCUAUCGCGAGAAGUGACUCAUCGCGAGAAUUUCAAAAGCGAGAAGAACGUCAUGUGACACAACACGGAAGUUAUCACAUACAGAGGAAAAACAAACACCUAUCUGUUAUUUCAAGACUUAUAUUCCAUUCUUGUUACUAUUUUUUAUGGAAUCGAAUGUUCAGUGAUGUCAUCAACCCAAGAAAAGGACAGCAGCUUUCUGGGUGGUAGAAUACCGCCUGAGAUCGAGUUUAUGGCAAAGAACCUCAAGGAUGUGGAGCAAGAGAUGUUCAGAAAAUUACUGAAAGCGGUGGUGAAUGCCCUGGAGGGGAAGGACUGCAGAGACACGAUGAAGUCAAUAGCAGAGACGAGUGUCCUUCCACAGGACAAGCUGAGUCAUGUUGUAGCUGGGAUGUACAGAAUAUUGUCUGAGGCUAUUCGUAAACCACAGGCAUUGCUUAAGCAGGAGGCCUUUAAAGAGGAUCUUCGCGACCUAAGGAUACCAGAAGACUUUAUCAUGGAUUUCUGCAGUGUGGUAUUUGGAAAUCGGCGUGCAGCUCUGGAAGCAGCGACUUCUCAGAGGGACCCCCACCUGCCUACAGUAGAUGAGUUUAAAUGGAGAGUGGAUGUAGCCAUCUCUACAAGCUCUCUGGCCAGAGCACUGCAGCCUUCUGUGCUGAUGCAGAUGAAACUGUCCAAUGGAUGUUUUCACCAAUUUGAGGUGCCAGUGGCGAAAUUCCAGGAACUGCGCUACAACGUGGCUCUGAUCCUCAAAGAAAUGAACGAUUUGGAAAAGAGAAGCAUUCUGAGGAUCCAAGAUUGACAAACAUUCUGUUUUUGAUGGAAGCAGUGAGAUUGGUAAAACCAGAAAGCUAAAAAUGCAAAAGGAUUUACAUGAAAAAAAAUUGUCUGCCGACCGGUCCAGGGUGUACUUCGCCUCUCGCCCCAAAGUGAACUGUGAUAGGCUGGAGCUGGAGUUUACUUGUGAUCCUAAUGAGGACUAGCAAUAUAGAACAAAGAUGGAUGUUAUCAAUUGUGGUCUGUUUACUCUGUGAUAUUUUACCAUUUACCGGUAAUACAAGCAAUACUGGUCUAGAAAUAAAUAAAAAAAAGUCAGCUUUACUUCCCAAUUGUUUUCUUACUUUUUAAAGAAAAUAAAUAAGUAAUUAUUCAAAAUAAGUUUAGCUUUUUUUGUUCAUAAACUUCACAAAAGUAAGCCCUAUUACUCCUCUGGAGUGAAAGUGGCAGCUGUUCUUUUGUGUUAAACAAUACAUUUUGGGCCUGAUCUACUAAAUAAAUGCUCAACCGCAUGUGCAAACUAUUUAUAUACUGUAGAGUUGAAUAUAUAGUUUAUAUACAGGCGUGUUGUGUGUGAUCUGCUAACCCCGGAUUUCCACUGGAUGCGUAACGGCUGCUGAACGGCGCCGCCAUGGAACAUCUCUGCUAUCCACCUAUCCCCACCGCGUUCUGAUGAGCAUUGUUGUGGCUCCGCCGUGCAGCGAAGUAGCGCAGAAUUUUACGAUCGAUAUCUCACAAAUCUCUGCGUAUUUACCUGAUGAGAGAAGUUGUAGUAAAGCGAACCACAAACAGUUAAUUCUGUCCUUCCAGUGGAACAAAAGGAUAUAAACUCGGUCCUGUUCAAGGUAGCAAACGGUUGCUGAAUUUAACACCGCGGAACGUCUCAAGCUUUGCCGUCCAUCAAUACCCACAGUCUGUGACGGCACUGACUUAACUUGAUUUGUGGAAAAGACGAGGGUUUUACCUUGCAUAACAACAACUUAAUUUUUUGUUUGUUUGUAGCAAGUAACAUCAUCCCUGGCAAGUGUUAUACACACAACCACAUCUCAUUUAACUUCCGCCAAUGACUCCCCUGCUUCUCUUGCCCCCGUAUAAGCUGGUAUUUGACACGGCUCCCAAACAAACGAGCUGUCUGGCAAACUGAAGCUCUGCAUAUAUUCGGUGCAGGGAUGCGGUACGACAUCGGUAUGGCACCGCCAUGUGCAAGGGGUUUUGCGGCCAUGGGAAUCGAGACAUGAUUUAAAUGGAAACAAAAAGAGUUUGUCGCCAUGGCGGUGCAGUUCCGCAUCCAGUGGAAAUCCAGGGUAAGACUGCAUGUGCAGUUGAUCAUGAGUGCAAAAGUGGUGCAAACCACCCUAUUUAAAGGACGAUUUUGCGUGUACUACUACCGGCAUUAUGUGCCCAUUGAAACACUCAUUUCCCUCCGCAUUCUUUUUAUCCUGCCCUCCACAUUCUUUUUAUCCUGCUCUCCAAACUUUGGUGUUUUGCAAUGGUAUUGAACAAGCAACACCCAUCUAAAAUAUCUACCAACUUUUCUGCAAUAUACAAUCGCAGUCUUAACAACAAAAACUAUUUUUAGCACUCUGAGGGUGCGCUCUGGGCGGCACUGCAAUGUUGUGAUGGUUGUGAAUGAUACAGACAAGAAUAUGCCAGACAUAUUUCAUAU